This is a messenger RNA of Prorocentrum cordatum, 1129 nucleotides long. The record is from the annotation of a GenBank genome assembly. Lineage: Eukaryota; Dinophyceae; Prorocentrales; Prorocentraceae.
UGAUGGUGACAGCGAUGUCGCAUCGUAGAAAGGGAGGGCUGGAUGCAGACUGCUGGCCGCCACCCCGCUUGCAGGAUAGGGGGGUCCCGCCUGCGCCUCGGAACACGGUGGACCCUCCCCCCCAGCGCGCUUCUCGCGGGAGAAUGGAAGUCAUCACCCACCAAGCCACCCCCAACCAAACCCGAAGGCUCCAGCUUGUCCUCCAUUUCCAGCGGGGGGGGGUUGUCGGGGAACGCCGAAACACACGUGCGGAUCCCGUCCCCCCGCCAACCCGAAACGCGGGUCUUCGGGUUAGGUUGGGGUGAUCUGGCAGGUCGUCAGGGAGCUCCUCGCGCAGACCCGGGCCGGGCACAUGAUUUGGGCCGGCGCGCGUGUGCUGUUGGUACCUUCGCCUCGGUCGGAUUUUUCGCUCGCCCAUGGAGGAAGGCCUUAAGGUCUCGACCGACAGCGGCGCUUGGGCGGCGACCGUGACGGCGGCGGCGGCCGCGGCGGCGGCGGCGAGAGAGCGUUCUCGGGCUGAGGCACGCCGUGGUCCGCGCCAGAGCCACAGGCGACGCGCGCGGGCUGCGGCGCCUUCGCGGGGGAGCCCCGCGAGCGCGAGGAUCUCCUCCUCGCCACCGGCCGCAUCGGCGCGUGGCUGGACAGGCUCUCGGUCGCCGUCGCCACGCGGUGACGGCUCCACCCCGGCGUCGUUUCCGUCCCCGUCCUCGUCCUCGUCUCCCAUCCUCCUCCUCCCCCUCCUCCUCUUCCUCCUCCCUGCCCCUUUGUCCUCCCCUGCGCCCCGCUUCCAGAGCGGCGCUGCGCCGGUGGAGGGGGCCCUGGCUGGGCUGCGUUUUUUCUCCACUGUUGUCGUGUUUUUCUCGGCGCGGGCCCCCUGCGGGGAGGAGCCCUUUGCUGCGGCGGCUGUCCAGAGCGAGAGCUAGGGAUGGCAUCGACUUCCAACCGCCCUCUGUUCGCCGGUACGGUAGGGGGCGAGUCGUGGCAGCGCCCAGUCGAGCCCUCAAGAAGCCUGUGGAUGGGCCUCGGAGCGGCGGCCCCUCUCGUGCCAGUGGCCCACCCUCCCGCUGGCGACUGCGCCCGCGGGACGGCGCUGCGCAGGGCGGCGGCUGCCCCCUCGAGGAGUGGAGAA